AUGAUUGGAAAAGUUUUUCUGCUUGCCCUUCUGGUGGCCAUCGCCAGUGCCUCACCUCUGGCUCUGGACUCAACAACCAGCGACAACUAUGGCGUUACCAUCUCCCAGUUCCUGGCUGCCUGGAAGCAGAUGAUUCCCUGCGGCUACGCUGCGGGCAACAUUCCAGUCAUGUCCCCACUGACCAACGACUUCACCGCCUUCAACUUUAGCAGAGGAGAAACCAACCUUGUAGGCAACGUGAGCAACAUUCGCAUCUCGGGCCUCGACGACUUCAUUAUUCUGAGCGGAUCCUUCAACACCACUACCCAAAAGGCCAAAUUCGAUGUGCUGUUCCCAGAGAUCCAGAUCUUGGGCUCCUAUGCCCUCCAGGGUAUGAUGAGCUUGCUCGGCUUUGCUUUCCCCGUGCGUGACGUCAGCCUGAUCAACGAGCGUUUCCAGCAACUGCGUUUCGUUGGUGAAUACACCUUUGGCCAGAGCCUCACCAACUCCAGUGGACUGCGCAUUAGCGAAUACCAUCUGCAAUUCUAUUUGGCCGAUGUGAAAAUCGACAACUGGGACUUGUUGUUGAACAUUGCUGCCAACGAUUAUGCCAACUCUUGGUCGAGCCAGAUAAUUGAUCUUGCCGUCAAACUGGUUCAAAAGUAUGUUGAUGAGCUGUUGGCCAUUGAUGUGAUUCCCAGUGUGAACGACUUGCUUGCAAACGUCAGCAUGGCUGAGCUGUCUCAGUUUUUGAUCAACACUGCCGCCAACUGGAACAGUGUCGACUGCCAAGUGCAGGCCUAA
Molecule: messenger RNA, 783 nt
Organism: Drosophila nasuta
Lineage: Eukaryota; Metazoa; Arthropoda; Insecta; Diptera; Drosophilidae
Exons: 1
Coding region: 1-783 (260 amino acids)
Source: RefSeq, a predicted model, not a curated record